GUGAACACAAUGGUAAUGUGGGUGUUGAUGGUGGAGGUGACGAUGGUGGUUGUGGUGGUGGUGAUCGUUUCAGUGACACUUCUGACGGUGAUGUUAGUAAUGAUACUUUUAAGUCUUUAUUUUGGUUCAGGUAAAACCACUUGGGCAAUAACUGCUUCUUUUCGAUGGGGACCUGGUUACAGCGUAGAAACCUGGUUACAGCAAAAACAAACAUGAACAAAAAACACCCUAAAACAAUUGUACCGGGUGGUCCAGAUGUUUAAAUACACCUUACUUAAAAAAAAACUUUAGAGAAUCAAAUGGGGGUCACAAGACAUCUGGGCUACCCUGUUUAAUAAUGUUCAAGAUUAUGAUAACGAUAGUGAUGCAGAUUGAAAUGAAGUCAUUCAAAACUUGUUGUUUAUGAUGAUGCUGUUUAUUGAGAUGAUGAAAUACAAACGCAACACAUUCGUACAUUUUUUCUUGUGCACCACUGCCAAUACUUUGUUUAAUGAUGAUAAUCAUACAUUGCAGUCGAUUGCCCCUCACAAGAAUGGACAAGGGACUGAUGCGCCAGGCGGAACAAAUUUGGGGAGCACUGGAUGAGCUAGCCAUCUCUGACCCCACCACCUACAAAACUUUCAUCCAGCACCAGCUGAAAGGAGCUAGCAUCCCUUCCUCCGCAGCCAUACCAGAUCCCCGGCAACCAGCCGUCGAGAAGCUCCGGACAAUCGCAGCCCCGCGUGGGACAACUCCAGCUACGAUUCUCACGCGACCGCGUGGUGAAGAUGAGGAGGGCAUCAGCGACGGCGAGGACGGCUCCCGGUUGGCACUGAAGCUCACCGCUUCGCCCGCAUGUAAGAGGAGGAACCAUGGGAAACUGCUGAUUGAGGAACUGCCCACAUCUCCGCCGGAGAGGCCAGAACCCACGCCGAUUGAUUGCACGGAAGCCGGUCUUGCGAAGGAAAGGCUGCAGGAACCCAAGCACACUGUGCGUCUGGAGGAAAGCGAAGACUGUGCUCCUCGAUACAUAGUGACCGUCUCCCUCCCGGAUGUCACCACCAUCAACGACUGCAACCUUGGCAUCAGCUUUGACGACCUGCUACUGGAGGUGCCAGGAAAAUGCCGCUUGCACGUAGCCUUCUCUCGACCAAUUGUUGACGUUGCUGGGUCCGCCAAGUUCUCGGCCAGAACACGGACGCUCACCGUGUCUUUGCCCGUUGCCACGACAACAACCACCUGAGACAUGACCGCCGCUUCAGAACCAAUCUGCUCAUAUCAGGAAGACAGCGACAGCAUUGCUAAAUGCGUAAAAUUACAAUUUUGCGUGGAUUAUGUAACACUUUCUAACAUGCAAUCAAUUCUCAGAAGUAUGCAAUUAGCAGUGCAGUUUAUGCGAGUGGUGCGUUGAAAAGCAAGGGCACACAAAGCAAAACCGGCAAGCAUAGUCCA
Messenger RNA from Petromyzon marinus (sea lamprey), 1431 nucleotides. The record is from RefSeq and is a predicted model, not a curated record. Lineage: Eukaryota; Metazoa; Chordata; Hyperoartia; Petromyzontiformes; Petromyzontidae.